UCUUACAGUAAAAUAAACACUUGCAUCUUUAUUCACAGUUAUGAAACAACGCUUUAUAAAGCGCUACCUCAAGAGAGGGGUUCUCAUUUGUACAGUCAUUUUCUUUCUCACCAAAUUGUUAUUCCACCGCUCGCCAUCAAAUCAUUUGAAUUUGCCGAAGGAGAGGGACUUUAUUGGAGAAAGGGUGUUUAUGAACAAAUUCUCGGGGCACCAUGAAGUCAGGACUGUUUUUCGUAGUCAACGACGAGUUAUAAGGUUGAAGAUGGAUGACAAGGACGACGAUUCACUGGAUUCUUCUUUGUCUAAAUUUGUCGAUGAUCAAGAGGACUCUGCACCGGCCAAAAAACCUGUAGUGGACAAAAACGACCCAGGGGAGAUGGGCAAACCUUUUAUAGUCGACAAAACAAAAUUGAAUACAGAAGAAAAGUUGGAAUAUGAAAAGGGAUGGAAAAAUAACGACUUCAACGAGUACGUCAGCAACAGAAUAUCUCUACAGCGAACACUGGUGGACCCUAGAGACAAACAAUGCCUUGGAAUGACGUACAGCGAGAACUUACCGGGUGUCAGUAUCGUGAUUACAUUUCAUAACGAGGCUUGGAGUGUUCUCCUUCGGAGCAUAUACAGUAUUCUAAAUCGAACACCCUCCAGACUUUUAAGAGAAAUUAUUCUUGUGGAUGAUUUCUCGACCAUGGAUCACCUAAAAGACCCAUUAGAUGAGUUCCUAAGCCAGUUUAGGAAAGUCAAAGUAGUCCGAGCCCCGGGGCGGCAGGGAUUGAUUCGGGCACGUCUACUGGGGUAUCAGGCGGCUUCCGGUGACGUCCUUGUAUUUCUAGACUCUCAUAUCGAAUGCACUGACGGGUGGAUAGAACCCCUACUAGACCCCAUCGCCGCAAACUGGAGCACUGUCAUGACACCCGUCAUAGACGGGAUAGAUCGGGAUCACUUCCAGUAUUCAUUUCAAACCGCCGAGGCCACAAACGUCGGUGGAUUUGAUUGGUCACUAUCAUUCACGUGGCAUCCGAUUCCCAAAUCAGAGAAGAUGCGACGACAAUAUAAACACCACCUUCCUGCCCGGUCUCCAACCAUGGCUGGGGGUCUGUUCGCCAUCAGCAGGAAAUAUUUUGAGUACCUUGGGACUUAUGAUGAGGGCAUGGACAUAUGGGGCGGUGAAAACCUGGAGAUCUCGUUCAGGAUCUGGCUCUGCGGCGGUACACUCUUAACAGCCCCAUGUUCUCAUGUUGGUCACGUGUUCCGAAAGCACCCGCCAUAUUCAUGGGGAUCAAAGGCCAAUGUUGUCAGAAGCAAUAAUGUGCGCAUGGCGGAAGUUUGGCUGGACGACUUCAAAGAAUAUUACUACCAACAAAUUAACUACACACUUGGCGACUAUGGGGAUGUACGAGCACGGCAAAUCCUACGAGAGAGGUUAAAGUGCAAGCGUUUUGAUUGGUUCCUGGUCAACAUUUACCCUGAGCUCAUUGUUCCAGCCGAGACCUUGUACUCGGGAGAGAUUCGAAGCAAGACCCAACCCCUGUGUUUAGAAAGCCCGUUCAGGUACGCGGAAGUGAAUGGUAAACCAAUAAAAGUGUUUGGCUGUCACGGACUGAAGGGAAAUCAGUACUGGUUGUACACAGAAAAAGGCGAGAUACGGCAUGACUUGUACGGCUGUAUGGAUGGUAAUGGUCACGUGUUAAACGUUAACAGUUGUCACGGAGUGGGUGGAAAUCAAAACUGGACUUAUCGAGAGGACAAUACAAUUCAACGUGUUGGAUCCGACCAGUGUCUAGAAUUAUCAGAAGACGGUAAAACAGUAUCUAUGAAGAAAUGUCUGGGAACGGAUCGACAACUGUGGAAAUGGAAUCGAAACCCACCGAAAGGACCCAAGCGUAGCUCUUACCAAUGACACUCGUUUUGUGAUGGAGUAAAACUUCCAAAAUACACCAUAAGUGUGCGCGACAUGUGUGUUCCUUAAAAUACUCUAGUUUUCCAUUGUAUGACGUCAUCAGGGAAGUUUAAUAUGGCGUAAUACUUAUGCAACAUUAUUGUGUUAGAAAUGUACUUAAAGCAAUAUCAUGAUUUCUUGCAAUACAUGGAAAUCUUCAAAAAUGUCAUCUAAUAAUUUAUACACAUUACGAUAUAUAUAUAUAUAUAUAUAUAUAUAUAUAUAUAUAUAUAUAUAUAUAUAACAUGAUUUGGAAACAAUAUUAUAAAUGUAUAUUUAUGGACAUAAACUAUCUUUUAUGACAUGAAAUGAAUAAAUAAUCUCUCAUUUCU
Messenger RNA from Ostrea edulis (European flat oyster), 2271 nucleotides. Its product is annotated as polypeptide N-acetylgalactosaminyltransferase 5-like. The record is from RefSeq and is a predicted model, not a curated record. Lineage: Eukaryota; Metazoa; Mollusca; Bivalvia; Ostreida; Ostreidae. Gene Ontology annotation, cellular component: Golgi apparatus. Bases 41 to 1900 code for a protein of 619 amino acids. The transcript has 11 exons.